Messenger RNA from Colletotrichum godetiae, 1141 nucleotides. RefSeq lists its product as uncharacterized. The coding region runs from base 215 to 856 and encodes 213 amino acids. Lineage: Eukaryota; Fungi; Ascomycota; Sordariomycetes; Glomerellales; Glomerellaceae. The record is from RefSeq and is a predicted model, not a curated record. The transcript has a single exon.
UCCAACUCCAUUCUCCCCGCUGGGUCCCCAACUCCUUCAAUAUCCCCCAUCGAAUGACUUCUUUCACCAUUUUCUUCUCUCAUCCCUGUUCCAUUUCGACUCGAACGGUCGAACCAACAUGCAAGUUUGACAAGUUGGGCGCCGCCCCUCGAAGAUAGUGGACACUGGAAACUUGAAAGAAGACCGACGGCCGCCCCCAAGAUCGUCUUGGACCAUGGGAGACAGAGGGGGCAGGGGGGCGGGCUCAGAGUAUAACUUCAAAGUCCCAGCAGAGGAGAAACACCAGCUUUGGCAUCUUGGGGGGCCAGACGCUGUCUUGUGCCUGUACGAUCUGUAUCACCUCCUGCAGGAGACACGGGAGCCAUGCGCAGAAGUCUGUAGCCGGGCACAGCGGACGAUCACUCUAUUCACGAACCGCAGCCGGGCCAUCUCGUCAUGUCUUAUCAUUCCCCAUCGCGCAAUCAGGAAUUACAUUUGGGUCAGGUCAGGCCUGUCGAGAAGCGUGAGCGACUCGCUCGGCCGGCAGGUGGGCAGAAGCAAAUUGCGAAAGUCUUCCAUGCUUUUCUGCCUGUUCCUGACUACUCUUCCAAGUUACGUCCGCCAAUUCUUCUUUUCUUACGUAGCAUGCGUAGCACCCGUAGCUCGAGUCACUAGCCUCACUUCGCACUCUCACCGGCACCGAGCCUCCUUCACCUUCUGCUGCCUCCGCGGUUCUCAGAUCCGCACGGACUGGUCCCGGGCGGCGCUUGUCUCUCAUCGCCACGGCCCACGGCAGAAACGCCUCCUCCCCCCUCCAAAGGUCCCAAAUCGCCCCAAAGGGCCCCAACGAUCCCAAGAGAUCUUCAGACCCCGGUAACGCCCCGAGCGGUGCGAAUCUGCGGGCUGUGAUGCGACGGCAAGGCAUGCUUUCUUGUUGCAUUUGGAGCCCUGUGAGGAGGGUAGCCCCUCCUCACCUUCAUUCUCUCGAGUGGGAGAGACGAAAUCUUGGUAUGCUCACGAUCGGAGGAUCCUUGAAACACGGCUCCCCAAUCAACGUCAGCCUCGUUGGCGUCGACCCCCCGGGGCCCGGAGGAUGAACCCCCCCACCCCAUCCACCCUUCCACUGGUCCCUGUUCCGAUCUAAAUUACACUCCGUCGCCCA